UAAAAUAUUGGGUCAAAUGUGAGAAUACACAAAAACACAGUGAGGCUUAAGCAAAUACCACUAUCCAUACUUUUGUCUAGACGACUAGACCUGGAUCUGGUUGAUCUGACAGAAUUUCUCAGAAAUUCCGCAGACGAUUUUCCGUCAAAAUUCGCCAAACAACAUGGAGUCGUGCCCUUCCAUAAAAAAUAUCCUUCUUUUGGAUUCUGAAGGAAAACGUGUAGCUGUUAAGUACUAUUCAGAUGAUUGGCCAACAAACAAUGCCAAGGAAGCUUAUGAGAAAGUUGUAUUUGCCAAAACUCAGAGGACUAAUGCCCGCACUGAGGCGGAGAUAACAAUGCUUGAGAAUAACAUUAUUGUUUACAAGUUUGUUCAAGAUCUUCACUUUUUUGUUACUGGAGGUGAAGAUGAAAAUGAGCUCAUCUUAGCCACAGUUCUUCAGGGAUUUUUUGAUGCUGUUGGUCUUCUCCUAAGAGGCAACGUGGACAAGAAAGAGGCACUUGAGAAUCUAGAUCUCAUUCUGUUAUGCCUUGAUGAAAUUGUUGAUGGCGGAAUAAUUCUGGAAACUGAUGCAAAUCUCAUAGCGGGGAAGGUAGCAAGUAAUAGCAUGGAUGCUGGAGCUCCAUUAUCCGAGCAGACAUUAACUCAAGCACUGGCCACUGCCCGUGAACAUCUAACAAGAUCCCUUCUUAAAUAAUAAGAGAGAAGCAAAGGGAGUUCUCAUAUUUCCGGUUUUAGAUGUUAGUAUUAUAUUAAUGGAUGAUGCUUGCUACAAGGGCAGCUGAAUGCUUCCAUUUCUUGUUAUUUUGAUUUGUUUUGUUUUACAUUGUACUCUGACCGUUUUGAGGAUUAAAUGAAAGCAUAGCGAUUUGUGGGUCAA
Messenger RNA from Hevea brasiliensis (rubber tree), 880 nucleotides. Its product is annotated as coatomer subunit zeta-1. Lineage: Eukaryota; Viridiplantae; Streptophyta; Magnoliopsida; Malpighiales; Euphorbiaceae. Gene Ontology annotation, cellular component: COPI vesicle coat. Bases 164 to 697 code for a protein of 177 amino acids. The record is from RefSeq and is a predicted model, not a curated record. Gene Ontology annotation, biological process: intracellular protein transport; intra-Golgi vesicle-mediated transport; retrograde vesicle-mediated transport, Golgi to endoplasmic reticulum. The transcript is spliced from 6 exons.